Messenger RNA from Racocetra persica, 346 nucleotides. The record is from the annotation of a GenBank genome assembly. Lineage: Eukaryota; Fungi; Glomeromycota; Glomeromycetes; Diversisporales; Gigasporaceae.
AUGUCUGCUCAAAACAUUGAAAGCUAUAACAUCCAUGAAAAAAGUAGCUGGUGUUCUCGUUGUAUAAAAUCUAAAACUAAUGCUGAAUUUACAAGGUUGUAUAAAGACAGACUUCAAAAAUGCGCAUUGUGCAAUCUUUUGUUAGAAAAUGUUAAUAAUGAUGAAAGAAACGAAGAUGAAUUUAUAUACGAUGUGUAUGAUUUUGAAGAGUUUGUAGCCUGCAAGUUUAGAGAUAACGAAGAAAAGGAAGACCCUGUCGAAUUCUCCGCAAUUGUAGAAAUUGAAAAGGAAUUGAUCAAUGAUGAAAUUCUGUCUUUGGAAUUUGAAAACAAAGAACAAAAUUUCU